AUGGCUAGGAACACUAGUAGGUUCCAGGACAAGAUCAUUCCUUUUAAAUCUAUAUGUAGUCUCAUUUUUGCACAUGUCACUUGCUUGUGUUCCAACACUAAUCUUAGUUACAAAGGUUGUUUUGAUGCCUUUUCUACUAUUAAGGCAUUUACAGUUACUAUUCACCCUCUUAGAGUAUUCAACAUAAAAAAAGUUAUUUGGGUUCCACCUUUGUUAAAUUGGAUAAAAUGUAAUGUUGAUAGAGCUUGCAUUCAAAAUCCACCAUUUUCUUGUAGUGGUGGUAUUUUCAGGGACGGUAAGGACCUUUACAUUUUGGCUUAUGUUGAACCAAUUUGCUCUUAUAACUCUAUGGUAUGUGAGUUUUGUACCACCAUUUGUUGUAUUGAGAUAUCCAUAUAG
Vicia faba (fava bean) is the source of this 399-nucleotide messenger RNA. The record is from the annotation of a GenBank genome assembly. Lineage: Eukaryota; Viridiplantae; Streptophyta; Magnoliopsida; Fabales; Fabaceae.